AUGAUCACCUACUCCAUAGUGGGAAAGAGCACAAGAGCUGUGCAGAGUGAACGUGAGCCGUCUGAUAACUCGACUGUGGACGCAGAAGAGGAUGGGGAUGACGCGGGGGUAGCUGAAAGUGCGGACGUUGAACUGUCAUCGAAAGAAACGCAAACAGACCACGCCGAUUUUUUGCAAGUUCACGACGUUUAUAGUAACUACAACGCCGAAACUCCUUCAGCUUCUGAGCCGGAGCUUGGUCGAAUUGUGGACCAUCUUGUUGGCAUAUACGAAACUUUGAUGAAUUUAUCCGAUAACAAUAGUGGUUUCUCCCCAGCUGAAAGUCGGGUUGAAUUCGCAAAUGCCUUUAAGGACCCACUAAUCAUUUGCAAUCGUACAAAAGUCAUACCGACUGGUGAACGCAUUGCAACCCUUGCCGAUUCAUUGUUUGACUGGAGGCGAUGUUUUUUAUUUUACAUUGAUUUCCUCAAACGAUUCUCUGAUUUUUUAGCCAUGGGCUAUCAGGACCAGAUAAAGUUGGCGAAACGACGGUUUAGCUCGUUCCACUGGUGGUUGGUUAGUAACUGGUCUGCUCAAUGCAACUGUUUGGGGGUAUGUUAUUCCAAUGGUACCUUCUUCCCGCUGGAUGCGUCUCAGCAGUUCUUCCCCGACUUAAGAGGUACUGCUGAAGCGAUGUACACCACGCUGCUAAGGCCACUGCAAGAAUUACGGCUCGACAUUGGCGAACAGUGCAUCGUUUUCGCUAUCCUAAUUUUUGCAGACGAUUUUAAGGACAUGUCACCAGCGACGCAAAUGCAUGCCAAACAGAUGCGGGACAAGUACAUCAGAGCACUGUACCACCACGUCCGCCAGAAGGAUCCAGGCAAAACAAAUGCUGAUAUUGCUUACCGGAUAUCCCGGAUUCUGUUGCUCAUAUCGGCAAUCACGAACCUUACUUUUCUGACCAAUGACAACUUCCAACUUAAUGAUGUUCUACACAUUGUUGAUUUUGGUAAAUGGAGCGAAGAUAUCCGUGACGGAUACAACCAGUUUUGCAGAAAAUGCUGA
This is a messenger RNA of Enterobius vermicularis (human pinworm), 1047 nucleotides long. Lineage: Eukaryota; Metazoa; Nematoda; Chromadorea; Rhabditida; Oxyuridae. The record is from the annotation of a GenBank genome assembly.